AUGGACCCCGGUGCUGGCCCUGUUAACUUCAACUCCCCCUCCACCUCCUCCGAUUCGGCGCUGGCGCAGCCCGCGCGGUCUCUGGUGCUCCUCGCUGCUGCUGCUACUCCCACGUCGCCUCUACAAAGCCCCGCGCACUCUCUGGCAGCAACUCCUGCCGCCCCCAAUGCCCCGGUUCUUCGCGCCGCUGCCUACGCGGCUGUCGCCUCCAGCGCAAACCCGGUCCUCGCGCUGCCCGCCUCGCUUUUUGCCUCACCCGUGCCCGGCGGAUCCCCCCGCAAACUCCGCCGCACGCGCACUCUCGCAACCACCCCGAUGCUCCUCCCCCUUCGUCGUCGCGUGGUAGUCACGCUCCUCCUCCCGGAAGCCGGGUUGGAGUCGCACCGCAUGGAAAUCCUCGCUAGGAUCAACUUGCAGCUGUGCGGCUUCAUGUUCGACUCGGGUGUCAUCCCCCCCUUCGAGCACACCGUCGGCGAACCCCUCCGCGUGGCCCGCCGCGUGUACGGUCGCCUGCUGUUCUCUUCGUCGUCGCAGGAAGAUGUCGCGGCUUUCCGCAAGCUUUUUCCCCUCAUGCUGAAAAUCUCCAACUCCCGCCCCGUCAUGCUGAAAGUUUAUGUUGACAGGUUCGAAGCCUUCACCGCCGCAAAGGCAGCCAGCGCUCCCACCCUAUCUAUUCGAAAUGUCCCCCUCAAGUUUGAUCCGGAGGAUAUCCGCGCCUCUCUCCUCGGGACCACCGAGGAGGACGGCGCGCAUUGGCUCGCGGACCUAACUGACUUUCACUGUGUCUCUGACCCCUACGAAGAGACCUUUUUCACCCGCCUCGCGGGGCUCCCGGUGGCCACCCCCGAUGAUCCGAACUUCGAACGGAUCCCAUCCGAAAUCCUGCUCGAGACGAACAAGCCCGCUAUGCUGCUUUCCCCCGCGCUCACCCCCCGCUGCCCCUCUCUCCCUAAGAGCCCCCCUUCCCCACUGCCUUGUUGCUUCCCCCCCUGUACGGCCGCCUGGGUCCCUGCCAACCCCACUUCCUAUCUGCCCCUACCCACUCCCCUCGCUCCUCCCAUCCCUUCCCCAGCGCCAGGUGCCUUUCCUCCCCGGGUCUCCCCAGAGGACGGCCCCUCUGCCCACCCCCACGCUGGCAUGGAGAUGCUCCCCUCCCCCUUUCUCUCCCCCCCGUUUCAAACAGCACCCUCCCCUGCUUCCCCCACACCCCGACUCCUCCCCUCCCCUUCCUCUCUCCCGAUCCCCCUCCUCUCGUUUCCCCCUACCCUCAAUCCCGCCUUCCCCACCCCCCCUCUCUCUUUUCAACCCCCACCCUCUCAAGGACCCAACUGCAACCGUCCCCAGCGCUCUGACCGGGCCGCCCGACCCCCAACGAGGCUCCCCCCCUCUGCCAGCAGCCCCCUCCCCCCGGUCUCUCCCACAUUCCUCUCAAGCAAGUCGCUCCACCCCCCUCUGGUCUCUUCUCCCCCCCCGCCUGGGCUCCCGAACACCCCCGCGACUUCCCCCCCUCCCUGCACCCCCCUCCCCCUGCUGCCAUUUAGCCCACAUGGUUCCCCCCCUCUUGGUCUGCGGAGAUAA
This is a messenger RNA of Closterium sp. NIES-65, 1578 nucleotides long. Lineage: Eukaryota; Viridiplantae; Streptophyta; Zygnematophyceae; Desmidiales; Closteriaceae. The record is from the annotation of a GenBank genome assembly.